This is a messenger RNA of Rubroshorea leprosula, 1120 nucleotides long. The record is from the annotation of a GenBank genome assembly. NCBI's taxonomy places the organism in Eukaryota, Viridiplantae, Streptophyta, Magnoliopsida, Malvales, Dipterocarpaceae.
AUUAUUACUUUUCGCCCCAAAAAACCGUCGAAAUUAACUUAAUCUUAAAAUUUGGUCCAUUUACUAAAAUACUUAGAAAACAUUCAUAGGUUCGUGACAACUAGAGGGAUUAUUUGGUUAUUUUCUAGGUAUUUCCGGCCUUUUCUCAGCAGAUAGCCUUGCUGCUUCUGCGACGAUGAGACAGCGCCGGAAGAAUGAUGGCGGAGUUGUUUCAUCUGCCAAUGAAGAACCAAAUCUCAACAGAAAGGAAGAAGAAAAGAAUUCCUCAAAUUCAAAGAGUCUUUGCGCUUUGUUUGGCGUUUCGAAUAGGGUUUGUUGAUUCAGACUUAUUUCAAUCCAGAUGAGCACUGGCAAGCCCUUGAAGUUGCGCAUCGCCUAGCAUUUGGGUAAAGGUUUUUGUUUUACAUAUCCCCAUUUUUUAAUUUGCUUUUAGUUGUUUAGCAUUGGAAAUUGAGGCAAAGUUUGAUUCUUGCAUGUACUGGAAUUCCUUCGAAGAUGUUAUCUAAGAGGAAUUAGUAAUGGGUAUGUGAUUUUGGCUUCUCUUGGUUAGCAAGUUGGAUUUGGAUUUGCCUCUUUGUUUUUGGGUUCUGAAUUCUGAAAUCAUGCAAAAUAUGUAUAUAUAUUAGAAGGUGUAUGAGCCUGCUGGAUGUAUGUUUGAGUUCAGUUAGCUUUUUUUCAGUAACAGCGGUUUUUGAAGUGUUAAUAAGUUAUGACUGUAUGUUUUGAAUAAUGUGACAGGUAUGGUUAUUUGACAUGGGAAUGGGAAAAGGGAAUUCGUAGCUACUUGCACCAUUGCUGUUUGCACUCCUUUUCCUUUGAUUAGUGUUUCUUUUGUUUAGAUGUUUCCAAUUCUGAGUCUCCUGAUUACUGCUUCUUUUGUUUAUAUGUUUCUAAUUCUGAGGGCUAAUAUAAGUCUGGUUGAAAGUAAGAGGGGGAUUCUGAGGACAAGUGGGACUUGAAUCUUAAGUUUAAAUUAGCUUUCUCUUUACAGAACUAUAUUAUUGCCUUUUGUGUUGCUAAGUAUUUUUGGUAGCUGUAAGGACAACACUGCUAAAGCAUACAUAAAAUUCAAUAAUUUUGUUUACUGGUAUAACAUCCAUAAUAAAAUUGACUAUACAUU